Messenger RNA from Cornus florida, 3082 nucleotides. Its product is annotated as probable protein S-acyltransferase 22. Gene Ontology annotation, cellular component: endoplasmic reticulum; Golgi apparatus. Gene Ontology annotation, molecular function: protein-cysteine S-palmitoyltransferase activity. Bases 661 to 2559 code for a protein of 632 amino acids. The record is from RefSeq and is a predicted model, not a curated record. NCBI's taxonomy places the organism in Eukaryota, Viridiplantae, Streptophyta, Magnoliopsida, Cornales, Cornaceae. Gene Ontology annotation, biological process: protein targeting to membrane; peptidyl-L-cysteine S-palmitoylation. The transcript is spliced from 9 exons.
ACGAAACAACUGGCUGUUCAGUUUCUCUGGCCCGUGACAUAUGAUUUGGCCAUGGAAAAAGGUAAAAACCCUAGAAACAAGAAAAAAGUAAAAGCUGGGUUGGAAGGUAAUUAUAGACUCCAAAAGUAAAACCAGUCCAAACAGUAACCAGACCUCUCUCUCUCUAGAUUACAGAUCUUUGUCCAUGUAAAUGGCUUUUGCUUGCAAGAAAUUAGAGAAAAACCAAAAACCCAUUUCACGUUUUCAACCAAAAUCCAUUAUUUUCUCUCUUGUGACCUUCCGCGACCUAGUGGGCUUAUGAUUGAGUGAAGCAGACAAAGCUUGUAAGUUGUAAGAAUUGUCCAUCCCUCAUCUUCCACUACCCAACAUCACUCAUAUCUUCUCUCACCUCCUUUAGCUCUUUUUUUAUGCCUUUUCUCCUUUUUCCUCUACAUUUUCCCUCACUGAUAGGACUCAUGGAAAGUGGAUGAGCGACCUCGAUUGGGCUUGAUUCAACAGUGGAUUAGUGAUCCCAAAUUUUCCCUGAAAAUGAGGGAAAGCGAAGCAAAAUAACAAAUCCAAGAAGAAUAGAGAAAGUAGACCAAGGCAUUCCCACCCUUCUUGCCCCAUACAUAUUGUUGCAAUUUGUUUUUCCCUCUUGCUGCAACACUCAAUCAGAAAAUGAGAAAGCAUGGAUGGCAGCUUCCCCACCAUCCUCUUCAGGUGGUAGCUGUUGCUGUAUUUCUGGCAUUGGGGUUUGCUUUCUAUGUUUUCUUUGCCCCUUUUGUUGGGAAAAAAUUUAUUCAGUAUAUUGUGAUGGGGCUCUACACUCCUCUUAUAAUAUGUGUCUUCAGUCUAUAUAUUUGGUGUGCGGCAGCUGAUCCUGCAGAUACAGGAGUCUUCAAGUCCAAAAAGUAUCUUAACAUCCCGGAUACCAAAAAGCAUACUCAAUUCAAGAAACAUAAAUUUGGUGGGGAAUCAACUUCAUCAAUACAAGAUGCAAAUGCUCCAACAAUUGGAGGGAAACAUCUGGACAGAGGCACGAAGGACAUGGAUACGACAACGGAAGAUUAUACCACUGAAAUUGAAAAGAAGAAUGCAUCAACUCAUCGUUCAUCUUGUUUUAUGGCUGUUUUAGCAUUAUUUCCUUGUGCCUUUAUGUGCAACUGCUCAAUUCCUCACGAAGAAUCUUCUGAGCAACAAAUGAGCGAAGAAGGCAUGUUCUACUGUAGUCUAUGUGAAGUAGAGGUUUUCAAGUACAGCAAGCAUUGUAGAGUUUGUGACAAAUGCGUUGACCGUUUUGAUCAUCACUGCAGGUGGCUCAACAAUUGUAUAGGCAAAAAGAACUAUCGGCAGUUUUUCACCCUCAUGGUUUUUUCCCUUCUCUUGCUUGUGCUUCAGUGGUCAACUGGAAUCCUUGUACUGAUCUGCUGCUUUCUUGAGCACAAGAGAUUCUCUGUGGACAUCGCCUCCAAGUUAGGAAGCAGUUUCUCUGUAGUGCCCUUUGUUAUAGUGGUGGCAGUGUGCACCAUUUUAGCCAUGAUCGCUACCCUGCCACUUGCUCAGCUUUUCUUCUUUCACAUACUUCUCAUAAAAAAGGGAAUCAGCACAUAUGAUUAUAUCAUAGCAUUGAGGGAGCAAGAGCAACAAGGAGUUGGAGGUCAGCAAAGUUCCCAGAUGUCUCCUGCUAGCUCCCUUACUGGGUUAAGCAGCGCAAGCUCUUUUAAUACUUUCCACCGAGGUGCAUGGUGCACACCCCCACGCCUCUUUCUUGAGGAGCAGUUUGACGUAGUUCCUCCAGACACUGCAUCUGUUAGCUCAUUAAGCAAAAAGACGGUAGGAGAGGAGCCAAUCAAGAAAAAGAACCCUGCAGCGGUAAAGAUCAGUCCAUGGACAUUAGCACGCUUGAAUGCUGAAGAGGUCUCAAAGGUUGCUGCGGAGGCGAGAAAGAAGUCCAAAAUCCUGCAGCCUGUGGUGAGAAAGGAUGCUCCUUUGGGGCUAGAAACAGACAGCAGCUUUGGCAGCAGUGGCCGCCAAAUGAUCCCAAGGCCUGACAAUAAUAAUAGAAGGCGAGCAAGCAAGCGUAUCCGACUCCCAGCAGAUCUACCUCUUGAACCCUUCACAAAGAUUUCAGCUAAAGCUGCCAGUGGCAAUGGAGAUGAUUUGAUCCCUGAGACAUCAACCAGUUUGGCCCCUCUACAGAUUGAAGCCCGGAGAGCUUUCCGAACAAGCCUAGCUAUUUCCAGCUCGACUGGUAUUGUUUCCUCCUCUCCAGAGAGCAGUUUGGAUUCCCCCGAUCCCCACCCAUUUAGGGUUUCCUCGUCAGGCGCUGAAGAGUCGAGACGACUCACCUGUCUCUCAAUUGCUGGUGCAGCUGAUCAGAAGGGAAUCCCAUUGUCAAGGUCUACAAGUGACGGUUAUGAUGCGUCCGGUGGGGAAGAUAGUGACCGAGUUCCUUCCAGGACUACACAUAGGUCAACAAACUGGAGUAACCUUCUUUUCAGCUCUGAUCAGAAUGAGAAUAUUUCUAGAUUGAAUGCAUCAUCUUCAAGUGGCCAGGCUAGCAAUAGGAUGCUUUGAACAGAUGGAGUUCAUGGAAUUUGGGUUACUUUAAUCUUAUUGAAGGGACAAGUUUUCAUUUUUUGGCCGAGGUUGUCCAAAGAGCAAUUUACCAUAUCCUUAGCUUGGUCUGAUUGCAUUGUGUUAUGUGGCUUUGAAAACGUCGAACCAAGGUUGCUUGGAGUGGACAUAUGAUAAGGGCUGAAGUUUUUACUGAGACGAACAUACUUUGAUUUUGGCUCGAGCUUCGUGGCAGCCUUGAUAAAUUGGUUCUAGCCAUUGACUGAUAGAAGGUGGGAUUGCUUCUGAAUUGUUUGAAGAAAACUUUAUUAUCCUUACUAUGUGGGUUUUGGUUAAACUGGCAUCUUUUUGAGUUUCUGAACAUAUCUACAGAAAAACCAUAUUCUCCUUGUCUAUGUAAUUUCUCUUCGUGGUCUCUCGUUUCUUCAGGCAUUAAUUUGGUUCUUUCAGUUUUCUGGACAGUGGUGUUAACAACAUACAUUUAUCCUUAAUUUCUUCUUCUCUUCUCUUCUUUUUUGUUAAA